Lolium perenne is the source of this 2219-nucleotide messenger RNA. RefSeq names its product mitogen-activated protein kinase 13. Gene Ontology annotation, molecular function: ATP binding; MAP kinase activity. NCBI's taxonomy places the organism in Eukaryota, Viridiplantae, Streptophyta, Magnoliopsida, Poales, Poaceae. The record is from RefSeq and is a predicted model, not a curated record. Gene Ontology annotation, biological process: protein phosphorylation.
CCGACUGGUUUAGUUCGGAAACCCCAACGGGCGCUUCCCAGGAAGAAAGGGGAGCGGCGGCGCGGAGAAGAAGGGAGCGCGGGCAGCAGCAGCAGCAGCGUGCGGCGCAAUGCCGCUCCGCGUCUCCGGAGGGGCACCAUGGCCGGGGGAAGGGGCUCGGCGGCGGCGGCGGCUCUCCCCCCACCCAGCGAGUCCGCGUGCUCGUCUUCGCCCUCGCCGCUACCGGGCCCCUCUUCCUCAUUACCGCUGGCCUCGCCGCUGUCGGGGCCCUCCUCCUCACUGACCGCUGGCCAUGGCGCCGCCAUCCGCGUGCCCAGCCGCGAGCCGCUCGACGCGUCCCCAUCUCAUGAACGCUGAUAACAUUGGGCAUGGAGUUCUUCACGGAAUAUGGGGAGGCAAGCCAGUAUCAGAUACAAGAGGUCAUUGGCAAGGGAAGCUAUGGAGUAGUUGCUGCAGCAGUAGAUACCCAUACUGGGGAGCGGGUUGCGAUCAAGAAGAUAAAUGGCGUGUUUGGGCAUGUCUCGGAUGCCACCCGCAUACUGCGGGAAAUCAAGCUUCUUCGGCUGCUCCGCCACCCAAACAUAGUUGAGAUCAAGCACAUCAUGCUCCCCCCUACCCGAAGGGAGUUCAGAGAUAUUUAUGUUGUUUUUGAGCUCAUGGAGUCGGACCUAGAUCAAGUGAUCAAAGCAAAUGGGGACCUCACUCCGCAACAUCACCAGUUUUUCUUGUACCAACUUCUUCGUGCUCUCAAGUACAUGCAUGCAGCUAACAUAUUUCAUCGUGACUUAAAACCAAAAAAUAUACUGGCCAAUUCAGACUGCAAGCUAAAGAUUUGUGACUUUGGGCUUGCACGCGCAUCAUGUAAUGAUGCCCCCUCAGCUAUAUUUUGGACUGACUAUGUGGCUACAAGGUGGUACCGUGCUCCUGAACUAUGUGGUUCAUUUUUCUCCAAAUACACCCCUGCAAUUGAUAUUUGGAGCAUAGGGUGCAUAUUUGCUGAAGUUCUCACUGGAACACCAUUAUUUCCUGGGAGGAAUGUCGUGCACCAAUUAGAUCUAAUAACAGAUCUUCUUGGAACUCCAUCAUCCGAAACCUUAUCCCGGAUUCGCAAUGAGAAGGCAAAGUCAUAUUUAAUCGGUAUGCAGAGGAAAUAUCCUAAACCAUUUUCUCUUAAGUUUCAUAAUGCUGAUCCUCAGGCUCUGCGUCUUCUAGAGCGUUUACUCGCAUUUGACCCUAAAGAUCGACCUACAGCUGAAGAGGCUUUAGCUGAUCCAUAUUUUGGAGGACUUGCUAAGUUGAAACAUGAGCCUUGGUCACAUCCUAUUUCAAAGCUUGAGUUUGAAUUUGAGAGAAGGAAGCUAACGAAGGAUGAUGUAAGAGAUCUGAUUUAUCGAGAGAUUUUGGAGUACCAUCCACAGAUGCUUCAUGAGUAUAUCGAAGGUGGAGAACAAACUAGUUUCCUCUAUCCAAGCGGGGUUGAUCGUUUCAGACAGCAGUUUGCGCACCUUGAGGAGAACUAUAGCAGAGGAGAAGCAAGUACUCCACUGAGGAGACGACAUGCAUCUUUGCCGAGGGAAAGAGUCUGUAUAUCAAAGGGUACCAAUAAUCAAGACUAUAGCAAUGAAAACAGGAGGACGGCAUCUUCUGUUAUCCGAACUGCCAUAAGCCCCCCAAUGUCACAAGAAGAGGGGCAGAAACAUGCAUCUGUUUAUCAAAAUGGCACAAACAUUCAGAAUUUCUGUUCAGCGUGCUACUUGAAGAAUGCUAGCACCAGUGCUUCCACUUGUGUUGUCAAAGGGAAUGAAGGCCUAGAGAAGAAUGGUAUCUCUGAGGACUUAGAAGAGAAGGUGGUCUAUGAAUUGUCAGACAGGCUAGCCAUGAUGCACUCCUAAGGCAGCAACGACCAGCAGCUCCAAAUAUCAGUGCAGUAUUUCCUAUCAUGUACCAAGGAUCCCAGGUAGCACAGGAAUAUCCACCAGGAUGGGAAAUCAAAUAAAUCUUCGGCUAUCCACCAGCGCUCUCAAGUUUAGAUUAUGAGAAAACCUGAAAUUUCACACCAGUCAUUUAGAUUAUCGGAAAACAUGUAAUGAACCUCAGUGGCAAUGCCAAUACCGCAUUGAUCUACCUCAGACAUGGUACAUCCGGUGUAAACUGUGUGGAUGCACAUGAGAGCCAAGGCUCAGGAAUAUCAUGCAAUGUCAUAGCAUUCAGUUUGGGAA